Penicillium odoratum is the source of this 1911-nucleotide messenger RNA. RefSeq names its product TLD domain-containing protein. Bases 1 to 1911 code for a protein of 636 amino acids. The transcript is spliced from 2 exons. The record is from RefSeq and is a predicted model, not a curated record. NCBI's taxonomy places the organism in Eukaryota, Fungi, Ascomycota, Eurotiomycetes, Eurotiales, Aspergillaceae.
AUGGGUGCCGGUCAAUCCGCCGAAUAUAGUGGAGCAACUCCAGAGGAGCUGAGCUACAUUCUUGCGGAACGUUUCGCAACAAAGUGUUUCACACCCUUGGAGCUCACGCAUUUCAAAGAUAAUUUCUUCUCCCGCGCUGCUGAGCAGGGUGGCCUCAAGUACUGGAAUGAAAAGAUCUUGUCUGAUUUCCUAGGGAUUCCCGAUGGAAGUUUCGCUGAUACCCAUGAGAACCCCGUUGAUGCGGGACCGGUUCUGUUCCGCAUGGUUUCGUAUCUUGGUGCUUUUCCGUUCCAGAAUACCAUGGCGCCGAGCGUUUUGACCUUUGACGCGAUGGUGAAAGUCGUUGUGCUUUUGACGGAGCGCUAUGGGAAAGCGUUGCGGCGGGGACGCAAGGACCGAGUGAAGUUGUUGUUUGGGAGUCUUGCUGAUGUUGGGAAGAAGGAGGUAGGGCGUGAUAAUCAGAACAUGGAAGAGGAUAACAUGGAAGGAAAGGCUUUUCCUGAUGUCCAGACUCAUACGCCUGGUUUCUUGAUUGAUGAGCCGGCGAACGACGAUUAUGAUGAAGAUGAAGACGACGAUCUUGCGCUUGCCGCGCUGGAGUCGCUUGAUGCGAUUGAAGUGUUCAAGCAUGAUCACCGAGUUGAUCACACUGUUUACGAAACCAGGAUUUCGAUCGAUACGUUUCGUCGGCUGCUGAUACUGCUGCUUGUCAUUGCGCCUUUGAAACCAUUGGAGUCUGUGAAGACUUACACGUCUGACUUUGGCCCUGAGCGGGUCGAUGCGAUUCAAAAAGAGGCUGAUAGUAUCAUUGCGGCAUUUUCCCCGGAGGAUAUCGAUGGGGGAAUCUCAUAUCGGGCGUUUGCUAGAACGGUCUCGUCGUCACUGCCGUACCUCUUCGAUCCCUUGACGGCGUUGUUCGAACAUCUUCUGUUCAGCAAGAAUCUAAAUCUUUCUCAGAGGCGACAGAGGGGAGCAACUGUAGAAGAAGAACCGCCUGAGAAGCAUGAGGAAAUACCUCCUCCAGCACCGAUAAUGCUCCCUGGCAGCUUUGAGUCGGCCAUUCUGGAUCCGACCCUCAUGUCCCACUUGUCAUUCUUCUUGCCCUCCGUUGCAGCGCCUUUGAAUCUCUUCCGCAGUGGUGUUCGUCUCCAUCCAGUCUUCUCAACUGCCACACACGGUUCCUCGCUCACCUCGUUCUCCCAUCACGUCUUGACCUGGCAAGCGGCUUCCCUUCUCAUUCUUCAAGGAGCAUUGGAAGGCUCAUCUGAGGAACUUGUCACAAUAGGCGCAUAUCUUCCGCAAUCCUGGAAGUCAUCGUCAGCCAGCAGCACCUCAAACAACUCCUCUACCCCCCUACCAUACCUCUUCCAACUAUCGCCAAUACACCAAGUCCUGCAAGGCAAUUCAUCCCCCUCCAUCGCCCAGAAAUCCAAUUUGCCUGCUGCUUGGUUCUCCACGCAUUCCGGAAUCGCAAUUGGAUGCCAAAUUCCCCCAGCCUCCCGGACUCACCAAGCCCACCCAACUCCCCAUGGCGCAGGCAGCCUGCUCAUCGACGUCAACCUCGAAUCCGCCGAGCUGCACAUCGAACCAGUUGGUUCCGACGGUAUGUUUCUACCUCCGGCCACAUUAUCUGUCAAUGAUAAGCCGAUAAAGACCCGACUAGACUUGUACAGUCUCGAAAUCUGGGGCGUUGUCCCGGACCCUGAAGUGGCGUCCUCUUCCGAUCCGAGCACGAAUGCUGUUGAGGCGCAACGUGCGAAGUGGGCGUUUGAAGCUCGUGAAGCGGAGAGAAGGCGUAAUAUCAAUCUGAAGGGCGGGGCAGGUGAUUCGGCUAAGGAGAGUGCUCGGUGGCUUUUGGAGACAGCGGGCAUUAUUGGGGAUGAAGGACAACGAUAUGGGAAUCUGAGUUAA